CGGAAUCAUACACAAUUUUCAUUUGAUUAACUACGGUAAUUCGUUAUUUAACCGGCUUUCAAUUAAAUAAAGUUUUUGGUUUGUUUUUAAUUGUUUUCUAAUAAAAUAUGAGUGUUUGAAACAAGAUGAGUAUUUUAUCAUAAAUAUUAAACAGUGCCCAAUGUAAUUAAAGCAGGAAAAUUGCUUUUUUGAUAUAAAAUAUUUGGAGAACUGGAUAAAAUGGAAGAGUGGUUGAAAAUAACCCUAUGUGUAAGUUUGUUUGCAAGUUUUCGGGACUUUCGACCAGUGGAUUCAUUUUAUACAUCAUAUUUAACCAGUCCAGCUGUAAAUUUUACUGCUGAGCAAGUAACCGAAGAUAUUUAUCCAAUAAAUUCGUAUGCAACUACAAGUCUUGUAAUUAUAAUGUUUCUUAUCACAGACUUUGUUCUAUAUAAACCAAUUGUGAUGCUGGAUGCUUUAAGUUCAAUCGUGAUGUUUUUAUUAGUUUUGGAACCUGUAACUCUCUUCAAAUCAAAACUAAGUAUGUUAUUUUUGGGUCUAACGUCUGCAUCUGAACUAGCAUACAUGUCAUAUGCGUAUGCAAAAAUUCGUGACCGCAGGAUAUACCAGAAAAUGACUGGAAUCGUUAGAGGCUCAAAUCUUUUGGGAAAGUGUUUAUCUUCCACAUUUGCUCAAAUUGUAGUUUCAUGUUUGCACAUUGAAUAUGGGUUACUCGUGUAUAUUUCAUUAACUGGUUCGAUUGUAGCAUUUGCUGUUACAUUUUUUCUUCCUCCGGUAAAAUCAAGUAUUUAUUUUCAUCCUGAAAUCCCAAAAACKRCGAAUUCUAAAGACAAUUAUAAUACGUUCCAUAAUCAAUAUCAUAAAGACCUUGAACAGUGUUUUGUUGAAAAAUCUCCAAAGCCCGUUCGAGUAGUAUUUAAUCAGCUGUACUCAGAAUUGAAGGAUGCGUACACCAAUCCGUAUCUACUCAAWUACGGCAUAUGGUUUGCCUUYGCCUCCGGAGUCUAUUUCCAGGUGUUGACGUACAACGAUGUUCUUUACUUAGAAUUGAACAAACGUAAUCCGGUCAACAACAAGUUGUAUAACGGCGGAGUUGAUGCUUUGGCUUUCAUAACUGGAUAAGGGAAAUUGAAACCAGAUUCCCAAAUUAAUUUAUGAGCYGACUUAUAUUUUGGGAAA
This is a messenger RNA of Diuraphis noxia (Russian wheat aphid), 1179 nucleotides long. Its product is annotated as thiamine transporter 2-like. NCBI's taxonomy places the organism in Eukaryota, Metazoa, Arthropoda, Insecta, Hemiptera, Aphididae. Gene Ontology annotation, biological process: transmembrane transport; vitamin transport. Gene Ontology annotation, cellular component: plasma membrane. Gene Ontology annotation, molecular function: vitamin transmembrane transporter activity. The record is from RefSeq and is a predicted model, not a curated record.